Molecule: messenger RNA, 2332 nt
Organism: Fragaria vesca subsp. vesca
Lineage: Eukaryota; Viridiplantae; Streptophyta; Magnoliopsida; Rosales; Rosaceae
Exons: 6
Coding region: 74-2134 (686 amino acids)
Biological process (GO): regulation of gene expression
Cellular component (GO): cytoplasm
Molecular function (GO): mRNA binding
Source: RefSeq, a predicted model, not a curated record
UCGUUUCUCUAUCUCUUUUCUUCUUCUUCGUCUUCUCCUUCUUCUAGGGUUUGUUUCUGUUGGAGCUAAGACGAUGGCCGACGAAGCUCAAUACUCCUCCGGCCCCGAUUCCGGCGGCAAUAAGCGAAAAUACGAGGAGCCUACUACCCGCCGUGUCACCGGCUUCUCAGCCCCCAUCCUCCCUUCCUCAUCGCCCGACUCUGUGCCGACGUCCUACAGCAGCGUCCCUCCCCCCGUCGACGACAUCCAGCUGGCCAAGCAGCGCGCCCAGGAGAUUGCUGCUCGCUUGUACAACAACGCCAGUAGCGGCGUCGCCGCCGCCGCCGGACUCGAAACCAAGCGCCCUAGAGUUGACAACGGCGGCGGCUACGAUUCCGGUGACAGAGGCUUCAGCUCCAUUCCAUCUGAUGCCAAGCCUUACUCAGCUCCAUCGUCGAUUCCAGUUUCGUAUGGAUUCCAAGGAGGGAGCAAGAAGAUUGCGGUUCCGAAUGGCAGGGUUGGUGUUAUUAUUGGUAAACAGGGAGAGACUAUUAAGUAUCUUCAGGCUCAGUCAGGAGGAGCCAAGAUUCAGGUUACUCGAGAUGCGGAUGCCGACCUCAACUGUCCUACUAGGGAGGUGGAGAUCAUGGGAACUCCAGAGCAGAUCUCAAAAGCUGAGCAUUUGAUAAAUGAAGUUCUUGCUGAGGCUGAAUCAGGUGGUCCUGCUGUAGUUUCUCGAAGAUCAACUGGACAAGCAGGAGCUGAAACAUUUGUAAUGAAAAUUCCUAACAACAAGGUUGGUCUUGUAAUUGGUAAACGAGGGGAAACUAUUAAAAAUAUGCAAGCUAGUACUGCUGCUCGUAUCCAGGUGAUUCCUUUGCAUCUUCCCCCCGGUGACACCUCAAUCGAAAGGACAGUACAAAUUGAUGGAACUAGUGAACAAAUUGAAGCUGCCAAACAGUUGGUGAAUGAAGUUAUUAGCGAGAACCGUGCUAGAAACCCAGCAAUGGGUGGAGGAUAUUCACAGCAAGGUUAUCAAACACGUCCUCCCACUGGCUGGGCUCCUAGUGGUCCUCCAAUGCAACAACCUGGUUAUGGAUAUGGACAGUCUGGAGCAUAUUCUGGUGCAACACCUCAAUAUAAUGCAUCUCAGCCUUCUUAUCCUGGCUAUCCUCCUCAACCUGCAUCUGGUGGAUAUCCCACCAAUUGGGAUCAGUCAGCUGCUGCACCAACUCAGCAGACCUCUCAGGGAGGUAGUUAUGAUUACUAUUCCCAACAACCCUCACACCAGCAGCAAAACCCUGGUGGUUCUGCUGCGCCAGCGGAUAAUGCUAGCUACAAUUAUGGCCAGCCGCCUAUUUCAGGCUAUAAUCAGCAAGGACAAGGUUAUUCUCAAGAUGGCUAUGGUGGAUAUCAGGCACCACCUCAAUCUGGGUAUGGCCAGCCACCAGCAUAUGAUCAACAUGGUUAUCCUGCAGCCAACUAUGGUAAUGUGAGCAACCCAGCUCCAGAUACUUCCUCUUAUGGAUCUCAGGGGGAAUCAGCCCAAGCACCUCCUGUGCAGCCUGCUCCAGGGGGCCAGCAAGCAUACACUGCCAAUCAACAGCCUAGCCCAAACCCUGCAAGUUACCCGCCCCAAGUGCCUUCUCAGCCAGGUUAUGGAAUGCCCCCAACUUCUCAAACUGGUUAUGGGACUCAACCACCUGCUCAAUCUGCAUAUGGGCCUGGAUAUGGAGCACCACCUCAAGCACAAAAGCCUCCUGCUCAGUCACCCACCACUCCCGGUAGCUAUGGUCAACCACCAGCUGUGCAUCCAGGUUAUCCCCAUUCUCAGCCUCCACCUUCCGGAUAUGCUCAGCCUGAUUCUGGUGCACGUGUCCCACCAUCCAGUUAUGGUUCUACAGCAGCUCAGGCAGGCUAUGGUGGCCCCCCAGCGUAUGGUGCACCGCCGUCUGGUCAGCCAGGUUAUGGGCAGGCACCACCCUACAAUACAUCUUAUGGGGCUGCAGGAUACACACAGCCUCCUGCAUAUUCUGCUGAAGGAGCGAAUGGAAACACUCGUGGUGGGGCAUAUGAUGCUGCUGGUGCUGGUGCUCCUCCUGCUUCACAGACUGCUCAGCCAAGUGGAGUUGCCAAGACUUCCCCACAGAGUUAAAAGUGGGUUUUAAUAUUUGGUUGUGUUGUAUUUCUGUAGCAAGGCUAGUUAGGUUAGUGUUUUUAUGGAACUCUGUAUUUGGAUUUGUACUGUUUCAGUUAUUUGUUAUUGCUAGAUCUUAAAUUUCUUGUUUCCCAUGCUUUUUAUUUCCUCCUGAAUCCUAUCUUUGUUCUAUUUGAAUAAUUUGGUUUAUGGUGG